Molecule: messenger RNA, 1663 nt
Organism: Rhincodon typus (whale shark)
Lineage: Eukaryota; Metazoa; Chordata; Chondrichthyes; Orectolobiformes; Rhincodontidae
Gene: ier5
Product: immediate early response 5
Exons: 1
Coding region: 191-1006 (271 amino acids)
Source: RefSeq, a predicted model, not a curated record
GCGGCGGGAGCGGACCGAGGGUGGGUAGCGGGCACAAGGCGGGACCCCCACCUCCCGGACAUUCAUCCCCUCUUGUUGGUCUAAAUCCAGCCGGCGGCGGUGAUUUGUUUGUUUGUUUGUUUGUUUGUUUACUUGGGGCAGAGGGUGUCGCUUCCCCCCACCCCAAAGCGCCCUCGCCACCCGGGAAGCCAUGGAGUUCAAGGUUGAGGCGCACCGCAUCAUGACCAUCUCCCUGGGCAAGAUCUACUCGUCCCGGGUGCAGAGGGGCGGCAUCAAGCUGCACAAGAACCUGCUGGUGUCCCUGGUGCUGAGGAGCGCCCGUGAGGUCUACCUGAGCGAGCAGGAGGAGCUCUCCCUACAGCAGCAGCAACAGCCGCCCGAGGAGAUGCAAACUCCGCACAGCUGGGCUUCCAGGAGGAGACUCUGCGACUCGUCCGCCCGCGGGCAGCCUCCCCCCGGCUGGGCCGAGGGGCCAAGGAGCGAGCCCGAGCCUCGGCUCCCCGCUUGGACUGACGGCGACCGAGCCGCGGACAGGGUGCAACUUCGCGGCUGGCCCGACUCUGACUCUCCCAAGACCGAGCCCUCCGAGGGCCGGCUUGCAGCGGGCAGGGCUCCUUGCCAGGGGCCGGAAGCGGGCAGCGGCAACACCGGAGAGCAAGGGGCCCGCUGCCCGUCCCGGACGGUCGGCGAGCCGGCACCGAGUUGCCCGUGCGCCCGCAAGAGGAGGAGCGCCGAGCCCGGGGCGACCGAACCCGCUAGCCCGCUGAAAAGGGCCAGGACUGAGCAGGAGCCGGCAGUGCCCCCUAAGGCCGCCCGCAUCCCCCUUCAAGAGGAGGAAGAGGAGAUGGAGACCUCCCCUAACGUCUCUAGUCUCAUCACCGUCUUCGGGUCCAGUUUCUCCGGGCUCCUGACCAAGGAAGGCAGUGAAGGGGAGAGUGGCCAGGUCUGCUGCGAUCAAGUACUGGGCAGUAUGGGUUCCUGGAGCAGGGCGAUUGUCGCCUUUUGAGAAACACCUCGACUCCCUUCUCUUCUGACUGAUGAGAGAGACCAGGACUGGGUUCAGUUGGUUCUCAUUUCCUCCUUUCUUUUUGGAGGGAGGGAAUAGCUGGGUUUGAAAUGUUCGUUUCCCCCAGUAGGAGCGCCUCUACAACCACGUGGAGAGCAGCCUCCCUCUCCCACCCACAGUGAGGAAGUGUAGAGGACCAGGCGUGUUCUGAGCUGCUGGGCUUCUUGGGAGGGGUUACACUUUCCAUUUGACUGUGGGGGAGGGCUUUGUCUUACCGCCAACCCCCCCCCUCUUUUAAAAGUUUAAUUUUCAGUUUAAAACGUGUCAUUUUUCCCCUCGGCCUGAUCCAAGCUUCAUUGGAAGGCAGCAAGACUUGUGAAUUGUUUGUAUACAGUUUAACUUCAUACAUGUCUCCACUGCCUUUUUUAUAUAAAACUCAAAUGUCGCUGAGGUCGAUAUCGAAUCACUUCUUCCCCCCCCCCCCCCCGUUGCCUCCCACGGCACUGAGUUGGGCACGUUUCUGUACUUAAAAGUUGUCUUUGUUCUAUAAAGACUUUGGAAAAUGUGUUGGAUUAUUCACUGCUUUUUUUUUGGCUGUAGUACUAUUUGUUUAUAUGAAUGGUGUAAUUUACACGAAUUAAAGGUUAUUUAACUUAA